AGAGAGAGAGAGAGAGAAAAAAAAAAUCUAACAAAUAAUACUCCCUCUGGAUUCUCCAGAGGGAUACUUUUCUUCCACCUGUUCCUCCCACAACGAGACCUGGGGAUUCACCUAGGCUCGCCAUUCAAAUAUGGAGCCUUUUGAAGGAGUCAUUAAGGAUUUCAAAGGAAGGGCUGCUUUCUAUAAACAUGAUUGGACCAGUGCAUUAUGUUCUGGGAUUAAGAUAUUGGCUCCAACUUUCUACAUCUUCUUCGCUUCAGCUCUUCCUGUUAUUGCUUUUGGGGAACAACUUAACAGGGACACAGGUGGAAGUUUAAGUACAGUUGAAACACUAACAUCAACUGCUAUUUGUGGAAUUAUCCACUCAAUAGUUGGUGGUCAGCCUAUGUUGAUUUUGGGAGUUGCUGAACCAACAGUUAUAAUGUACACUAUUCUGUAUCAGUUCUGCACAAAAAGUCCAGAUCUUGGUGCUGAGAUGUUUUUGCCUUGGGCUGGAUGGGUUUGUGUGUGGACAGCUCUCUUGCUGAUUUUGCUUGCAACUUUCAAUGCCUGCACAAUUAUCUCGAGGUUCACAAGACUCGCAGAGGAAUUAUUUGGCAUGUUAAUCACUGUCCUUUUCUUCCAAGAGGCUAUAAGGGGAAUCAAGGGUGAAUUCGAUACACCCAUAUCAGAAAAUCCUUCUGCAGAGGAACAUCAAUUCCAAUGGCGGUAUAUAAACGGACUACUUGCAGUCAUUUUCUCUUUUGGAAUACUUCUCACUGCCAUGCUCAGCAGAAGAGCAAGAACAUGGAGAUAUGGAACAGGGUGGAUGCGAGCUAUUGUUGCAGAUUAUGGGAUUCCAUUGAUGGUUAUGCUUUGGACUGGACUAUCCUAUACUGUACCCGACAAAGUUCCUUCUGCUGUUCCUAGAAGGCUGGUUUGUCCACUUCCCUGGGAACCUGCUUCUCUCUAUCACUGGACAGUAAUAAUGGAUAUGGGAAAGGUACCCGUGCUUUACAUCUUUGCAGCAUUUAUUCCAGCUAUGAUGGUAGCAGGGUUAUACUUCUUUGAUCAUAGUGUAGCUUCUAAGAUGGCUCAACAGAAGGAAUACAACCUUCAAAAGCCAAGUGCUUAUCACUAUGAUAUGUUCCUUCUUGGUAUACUGACUCUGAUUUGUGGUUUACUUGGCCUCCCUCCAUCAAAUGGAGUCCUUCCUCAGUCUCCCAUGCAUACAAAGAGUUUAGCAGUUCUCAGGAGGCAGAUGGUCCGAAAAAAGGUGGUAAAAAGUGCCAAGGAUUGCAUUAAGCAACAAGGAACCAACAUUGAAUUAUUUGGAAAGAUGCAAGAUGUGCUUAUAGAAAUGGAUUCUAAACCAAACAUUUUGAAUUUGGUUCAGACUCAAGACCUGAAGAAUUUGAAGGAGGCUGUAAUGCAAUCUUCUGAUAAUAAUGGAGAAACGCGUACAUUUGAUCCUGACAAACACAUCGAUUCCUACAUACCUGAACGUGUUAAUGAGCAAAGAAUUAGUAACUUAUUGCAGUCUCUCCUGGUUGGUCUAUCAAUUUUUGCCAUUUCUGUCAUCAAAAUGAUACCUACUUCAGUUCUGUGGGGAUAUUUUGCAUACAUGGCUAUUGAUAGUCUACCAGGGAAUCAAUUCUGGGAAAGAAUAUUGCUUCUCUUAAUCUCACCAAGCCGGCGCAACAAAAUUUUGGAAGGUCCUCAUGCCUCUUUUGUGGAAUCAGUGCCAUUCAAGACCAUAGCCAUGUUCACAGUCUUCCAGUGUGUGUACUUUUUAAUAUGUUAUGGAGUGCAAUUGAUACCUAUAGGAGGAAUACUUUUCCCAUUACCUUUCUUCCUUCUCAUACCCAUAAGAGAGCACUUGCUUCCCCACAUAUUCGAGCCUAUUGAUCUUCAAGAACUAGAUGCUGCUGAGUAUGAGGAAAUUCUUGGAGUUCCAAAUUCGGUAUAUAUGUCAUGUGCUCAACAAUGUAGUUAUAUGUUUAUGAAAGAUCCAAGUCUGGAUGACAACAACGCCGAGAUAUUGGAUCAGAUAACAACUUACAGAGGAGAAUUAAAGCAUAGAACUGUAAGCCAAAGGAGAAACAGAGGCUUCAAUGAAGAGGAUCAAGAGACAGAUAUUUAUCUAUAA
This is a messenger RNA of Vigna radiata var. radiata (mung bean), 2128 nucleotides long. Its product is annotated as probable boron transporter 7. Gene Ontology annotation, molecular function: solute:inorganic anion antiporter activity. The record is from RefSeq and is a predicted model, not a curated record. Gene Ontology annotation, cellular component: plasma membrane. Gene Ontology annotation, biological process: monoatomic anion transport; monoatomic ion homeostasis; transmembrane transport. The transcript is spliced from 13 exons. NCBI's taxonomy places the organism in Eukaryota, Viridiplantae, Streptophyta, Magnoliopsida, Fabales, Fabaceae. The coding region runs from base 131 to 2128 and encodes 665 amino acids.